AUGUUCAGACAAGACUACAACCGCAUCGACGCAAAACGGCGCCAUGUCGACCACCGCAAGAAACAGUUUGCCGAGGCAGUGUACAAAGAAACGCAAUACUCCCACAGGCUCAAUUUCUACGCGACGCCUCCGACCGCAGACAUCACCCUCGAGCAAUUUGAGCAAUGGGCCAUAGACCGGUUGAGGGUUCUCGCCGAGCUCGAAGCAUGUUCCUUCCGCAACAAAUCUCUUGACGAGACCGCUACCCAUAUGAAGCCGUUGCUGGAGAAAUACCUCCGCCUAGAUCACAACAGCUCGAAACUGCCGCAGCUGCCUGCGCAAAGGCAGAAAGAUCACUACAGCCACUUCAUCUUACGCCUUGCUUUCGCAUCCACGGAGGACCUGCGACGACGAUUCACGCGCGUCGAGACGAUGUUGUUUCGGCUGCGUCUUGCCGCAGAAGACGCGAAAGAACGCAACAAGUUCGUCGAGAGCCUAAACCUGGACUGGGAGAUGGUCUCAGAGGACGAGAAGAGGGAGCUAGCGAGUCAAUUGGCAGCCGCCAGCAACUAUGGACGCAAGGGCCCGCCCGAGGACGAGACGUGGUGCAAGGUCGACUGGGAGCGAGUGCCAGAUCUGGUCGAGGGCAGAAGGGUGUUCCUCAAGGCUGGGCAGGCCUAUGUGCCUUCCAAGGAGCAGUCCAGCAUGGUCCUGGCCGAGUUCACUUCCAGGCUAGAGAGAGCCCUCGAGCUCACUGCACGCGCGCUCCCACGACUCGACGAAGACGACCGCCUAACUCCAAUCCUCGAUCACUUGUCCAAGAACUUCAUCACCCCCGAUGCCUCCUACCAGAGCGGCUCCGGCGACUUACCCUCCGGCGCCGAGAUAACGGCACGCAAUAUCGACAACCUGUCACAGCAUUUCCCCGCGUGUAUGUCGCAUCUGCACCGCUCGCUGCGGCGCGAUGCCCAUCUCAAACACUACGGCCGUUUGCAAUAUACGCUCUUCUUGAAAGGCAUCGGCCUCAAUCUGGAGGAGUGUCUCAUAUUCUGGCGGCAGUCGUUCCACAAGAUCACGGAUGAUCAGUUCAACAAGGAUUACCGGUACAACGUGCGGCACGCAUACGGCGAUGUCGGUGGUGACUCUAAUAGGCGUGGCGGUGGCUACAGUCCAUUCAGCUGUCAAAAAAUUCUGACGGAGCACCCUCCAGGCCCAGGCGAGGCCCACGGAUGUCCCUACCGGCAUUUCAACCUGGAGAACUUGACGGCGCUGAUGCAAUCUAUGGGCGUCAACGACAGAGGGGUGCUACAGGGCGUGAAGGAGGACAAGGACAAGCAGAAAUUCCACAUGGCUUGUAAUCGUGUAUUCGAGUAUCUACAUAAGGCUGAGAUCAAGAAAGCCAAGGAUGAGAGCAUCAUGAGCGCGACGCAGCUUGAAACAAUUGUCCACCCGAACGAGUACUUUAAACGAAGCUACCUGCUGAAGAAUAUGGGCAAGGAUAGCAGCGGCGAGAAUGUUAAGAUGGAAGGCUGA
This is a messenger RNA of Cryphonectria parasitica EP155, 1512 nucleotides long. Its product is annotated as DNA primase, large subunit. The record is from RefSeq and is a predicted model, not a curated record. Gene Ontology annotation, cellular component: alpha DNA polymerase:primase complex. The transcript is spliced from 4 exons. Lineage: Eukaryota; Fungi; Ascomycota; Sordariomycetes; Diaporthales; Cryphonectriaceae. The coding region runs from base 1 to 1512 and encodes 503 amino acids. Gene Ontology annotation, biological process: DNA replication, synthesis of primer.